This is a messenger RNA of Lepisosteus oculatus (spotted gar), 2318 nucleotides long. RefSeq names its product urotensin-related peptide 1 (gene urp1). Gene Ontology annotation, cellular component: extracellular region. NCBI's taxonomy places the organism in Eukaryota, Metazoa, Chordata, Actinopteri, Semionotiformes, Lepisosteidae. The record is from RefSeq and is a predicted model, not a curated record. Gene Ontology annotation, biological process: regulation of blood pressure; blood vessel diameter maintenance. Gene Ontology annotation, molecular function: hormone activity.
CCCUGGCUCUCAAUAUCCAGUGCAGAAUCUUCUCACCUGUCACCCCUAAAAGCCACGCUGAUCUGGAGACAAUGAGGCCAUAUAAACAGGAGGAGCAACUUCCCAGGAAAGAGAAGACUACAGGUGAACCUUGCACCCAGCGUAAUUUCUUAAACACACAAAUGAUCCGGAAGCCAGUUAACUUUUUUGCUUAUCCUGUGCAAAUAUGGACUCUGGAUGGGGUCCCAGUGUCUCGGGAAAAAGUGGGUGGAGCGUGCCCUGGACCAGGACAGUCUGGACUCCUGGCGUGAGGACAGCUUGGUCUUCUUUCCACAAAGAGUGGGGGGAGUGUGGAACAAAGCCACUCAGCCAAGCUGUUGAAGCCGAUAGCCUGGCUUCUAGCAAGAAACACCUGGAUGAGACCCUUGUGUCACUGAGCUACUAACUACCCAGGCGUCUGGAUUGGCCUAACCGACCCCCCCAUUUCUAUACUAUAAUGCGCUGGGUGAGGCAGUAGUUUUUAAAACUGUAAAUCGUGCCCAGGACAGAGAACUCACGGGGUCUGGAAUCUUCUGGCUCUUGCUCUAAGCUGGGCAGGUCAUUAAACAAGCAAACUCAUUUCCUUCUCGGCUGGAGACUUAUAGGAUUAAAGUCUUUUUACCGCUGCUCGAAACAUACACGUCAUGAAACGUGCGGUACAGCUACCCAUGAAACACGCUAGAGUCGGGAACAGAAAUAUGAAUAUCCGGCAGUUAUUUAAACACACCGGCUGUGUAACCAAGAGCUGGACUGGGACGAAAACCCCCAGAAGACCCUCUACGAACCGGAUCGGAGACACCAGGUGUCAGCACUGACAAUCCAUGAAGAUGGAUUUCAGGUGGAGAGCUUCCCGAAAGGUCACUGUCCACACGAAGACAGUGGCGCGAUGAACACGCUAAAUUAUACGAUACUUCAAAAACACAGCCUUCAUUGCAUUUUCAAUUGAUCUCAACACGCCCAGGGAGAGUUGAAGCCUAUCUGUGGCGGUCGCUGUAAUUGAUGUUUUCCACAUCACAGCGCGUUCCCGAGGACUAAGCACAAUUACGGAAAACUGUACGAGACAAAAUCUAAAUCCAUAUCAGCCACACCACAUUAUUAAAACGCAGGCCGAAACAGACCAUUAAGGACAAGAUCAUCUGGGGCUACAGUAUGUAAGAAGCUUAUUGCAGCGGGAAGCCAUUUUUUCGCUCCAAACACUUGGUUUGGAGCGAAAGUGCUGGUAAAUAAGAGACCGUGAACCUUAAACCCGUUGUCGGAUCGACUGAAUCCGCAGGAAUGCAAUCGGCCUCCCGCAAGAUACAACCCAGCAUGACAAAGGCUACAUAACACAACAGAUCAGCUGUUUUAAAGAAGACAGAGAAGCUCUUCUCCCUCAGCCCUCCUGAAACUUCAGACCGAGCUGAGCGAGGGGGCUUAUCGGCGACGCGGGGCAAACAGAGCAGUGCGCAGGGUUCAGAACCCGUCCCGCAAGAAGAAGGAGCCAACAUGACUUCACUGAGGCAGCUGCGAGUCAACAUUUGUGAAGGCGCUCUGCACAGGCAGUGAUAGGGGAGAUUUAAAUUGACAGCAACCUGCUAAUGACAGCAAUGACGAGGGACCUAUCACAUCAAAACCAUUAGAGCCAUGCUGAGGUGACAUGAUAAAAUAUCGAUCCCCCUGUGAUGGAUGGCCCUGGAAGAUAUAAAAGUGAGGCGUCUCCAGUCGCAGGGGAGCAGAACUGACCUCAACACCCGAGGCACGAUCAUGCAGUCCUGGGCUUUGGUCUACACAGCUGUUGUCCUGUUGUCUGCCAGUUGCUGCCAGGCUUUUCCGCUGUACUCAGGACCCAGUCUGGUGCCGCAGGCAGAUAUGUUCCAGAGGGUGGCCGCAGACAUCGAGGAGGCAGAAGGCACAGGAGGAUCUCUGGGAGAGAGCAGAGGGCAGAUGAAGGGUCUCUACCCUCUCCUCCUGCCGCAGGGACAGGACACGAUGAGCAGGCUGAAAGGCACUAAAGAUUCUAUCCAACAGGAAAAGCUCAACAACGUGGUGGAAGACGUGAAGGCAGCAGUGUUGAAACUGGCGGCUCUGGACAGGCUGCGCACACACAGCCUCUUCAGGUCUGAGCAGAACCCGCAGAAAACGGACAAGAGAGCCUGUUUCUGGAAGUACUGCGUGACGAACUGAAGGUUUCCGCCGGCCGUGGAAGAGGACAGGACUAAAUUGGACAAACACGGUCCCCACACCCCCUCCCCCUCUCCCGAGUCCCCUGUAUGGUCACAUUAAAGAUUCAACUCGCAGCCUCAGAGAAUGUGUAAAUAAUU